This is a messenger RNA of Xyrauchen texanus (razorback sucker), 1347 nucleotides long. RefSeq names its product galactose-3-O-sulfotransferase 3-like. The transcript is spliced from 2 exons. Gene Ontology annotation, biological process: glycolipid biosynthetic process. Gene Ontology annotation, molecular function: galactosylceramide sulfotransferase activity. NCBI's taxonomy places the organism in Eukaryota, Metazoa, Chordata, Actinopteri, Cypriniformes, Catostomidae. The coding region runs from base 1 to 1347 and encodes 448 amino acids. The record is from RefSeq and is a predicted model, not a curated record. Gene Ontology annotation, cellular component: membrane.
AUGUCUCAGAAGAAGAUAUUCCUUGUAUUGAUAGCCAUCAGUACUGUCAGCUUGCUUCUGCACCAUGGGGGUCACUUGAACUUGACAUUUGAGGCAUUCUGGUUGGGUUGUCCAUCCUCAAUGCUCUCUUCAGCUCAGGGCAGUAGUGGUCCUGCUCCUAAACACACCAGUAUAUCCUUCCUGAAGACACACAAAACGGCCAGCUCCACUGUGCAGAACAUCCUGUUCCGCUUUGCCGAGCGAAACAACCUCUCCGUAGCGCUGCCUAUUACCACCUGUGACCACCAGUUCUGCUACCCUCGGCCAUUCAGCACUCACUUUGUUCACCCUCACACCACACCCCCCGACAUUAUCACCAAUCAUUUGCGGUUCAGCCGUGCUGAACUACGACGCCUCAUGCCCAACAACACAAUUUACAUAACAAUAUUGCGGGAACCAGGAGCUAUGUUUGAGUCUCUAUUUAGCUACUAUAAUCAGUACUGUCUCAGCUUUAAACGGGUGCCAAAUGGCUCUUUAGAGACUUUUCUGGAUCAUCCUUGGAGCUACUAUCGUCCAGAAGAGAAAGAUUCAAUGUACGCAAGAAACACCCUUACCUUUGACCUAGGUGGCGAUAAGGAUCGUCCAUCAAUUGGGGCACCAGCAUAUGCAAAACGGUUUGCUGCAGAGGUAGAGCGGGUGUUCUCGUUGGUGAUGAUCGCAGAAUACUUUGACGAAUCGUUGAUACUGCUGCGCCGUUUGUUGUCUUGGGACCUUGACGAUGUUCUGUAUGUCAGUCUGAACAUGCGCACUCCUGACUCAAAGAGCAGCCUUUCCAGCGAAAAUACAGCCAAAAUCCGAGCAUGGAAUUCCAUAGACUCUGUGCUGUAUGAUUACUUCAAUGCCUCACUUUGGCGGCAGCUGAGAGCUUUAGGACUAUCAUGCAUUGAGCGGGAAGUCCAGCUGUUGCGUCAGUCCCGUGAUAGACUUGUACGUGGUUGCUUUGGUGGGCAUUUGCCACCGCUUCGCUCUGCUUCUCAGAUCACAAAUAAGGAAUUGCGGCCUUGGCAGCCCAGUGCCAAAGUGGCAAUUGUUGGAUAUGAUUUACCAAUCAACAUAACACAAAAAGGCCAUGUCCCACUUCGAGAAGAGUGUCUAAAGAUGAUAAUGCCUGAGGUGCAGUAUACACGGCUUUUGCUCCGAUCAGAGUCACUACGUUAUCGAAGGCGGUUUCCAUUACGGAACUCCCAGCAGAUUUUACAAUCUGCAGGACAUGUUCGGGCACACAGAGAGCCUCCACCUCCUAGUUUGAUUCCACAACCAUCUGAGACUAUGUCUCAGAGCACCAGAAGGGCGCUACAGCUUUCCUAA